AAAAGGACCGGCCCCGUGGCGACGUCCAAUUCGCUCCGAACUUUGAGUCUCUAACCCUCACACUCAAGUCAAGCAAGACCGACGUCGAAGACACUGGCGUACGUAUCAUCAUUGCCCAAGUAAGGACCCCACUUUAUGUGGGCUAUGCUGGCGCUCUUCCAGAGGGACCCUCAGCCUCCGAACAACCCUCUGUUCAACUUGGGCACCGGCAAAGGUUUUACCAAGAAAGCUUCAGAACAGCUAUGUCCAAGCUUCCUCGAAACAGGCUGUAACCCCCGCAACUGGACUGGUCACAGCUUCCGUCGCGGGGCGGCCCAGCAUAUCUCCGAUUUUGGCAUGCUGCACCAUGAGAUUCGGUUGUUGGGUCGGUGGUCCUCGGACGCCUUCAAGCUUUACUUUACAGCGACACCACGCCAGCGCCAGCUAAAUGCUAUGGCAUCCCCAUUGUACAACACUGACACGUUCCCUACGCUGGCUCCCCCACUGCCACUGGCCUGAAAAGCAUCCCUGGGGUUAGUGGGUGCGAGUGUAUCCCCAGCCGAGUGAAAGUGCUCUAUUUUUAUGAAAGUAGGGACGGAUCCCCGUAUAUAUAGUGUUUCUAACGAGUGUGAUUUGAAUCGAAUA
This is a messenger RNA of Amorphotheca resinae ATCC 22711, 624 nucleotides long. RefSeq lists its product as hypothetical. The record is from RefSeq and is a predicted model, not a curated record. The coding region runs from base 136 to 498 and encodes 120 amino acids. Gene Ontology annotation, biological process: DNA recombination; DNA integration. NCBI's taxonomy places the organism in Eukaryota, Fungi, Ascomycota, Leotiomycetes, Helotiales, Amorphothecaceae. Gene Ontology annotation, molecular function: DNA binding. The transcript has a single exon.